AAAGCACCUGUUUCCAUACUGUCAGCAUAAGCUCUUCUUUCAUUGAAGUCAUGAGCUCUUUCUCCAUUGAAGAACAGAAUAAAAUAGAGAAAACUUGUAAGAAUGGCAUUGGCAUUCUUGAGUUUCUUCCUGCAAAGAACUAUUUCGUUACUGGUGCCACGGGUUUCCUAGGCAAAGCCAUAAUUGAGAAGCUAUUACGAGCAGCACCCAACGUUUGCAAGAUUUAUCUCUUAAUCAAGGCAGAAAACGAAGAAGCUGCAUUAGAAAGAAUAAAAACUGAAAUAAUAGAUUCAAAUCUAUUCGACUUGGCGAGAGAUAUGCAUGGGAAAUCUUACCAAGAUUUCAUGUUAAGUAAGGUGGUUCCUAUUCCCGGAAAUAUUGGUGAAUCAAAUCGUGGUAUGGAUCCUGAUUUAAUAAUGGAAAUAGCACAAGAGGUAGAUGUAGUCAUAAAUUCAGCAGCCAAUACAACAUUUGAUGAGAGAUUUGAUGUAGCUGUAAACAUAAACACAAGAGGGCCAUCUCCCUUUCUUUUGCUUUCAAACUGGGGACUACGUGGGCCCCCACACACCCGAUCACAUAUAAACUUGUCCACCAGCAUUGCCAACUUGCAUUUCCAAGCGUAA
Mangifera indica (mango) is the source of this 623-nucleotide messenger RNA. Its product is annotated as fatty acyl-CoA reductase 2, chloroplastic-like. Gene Ontology annotation, biological process: suberin biosynthetic process; long-chain fatty-acyl-CoA metabolic process. Bases 51 to 623 code for a protein of 190 amino acids. Lineage: Eukaryota; Viridiplantae; Streptophyta; Magnoliopsida; Sapindales; Anacardiaceae. Gene Ontology annotation, cellular component: intracellular membrane-bounded organelle. The record is from RefSeq and is a predicted model, not a curated record. Gene Ontology annotation, molecular function: alcohol-forming very long-chain fatty acyl-CoA reductase (NADP+) activity. The transcript has 4 exons.